Molecule: messenger RNA, 264 nt
Organism: Strongylus vulgaris
Lineage: Eukaryota; Metazoa; Nematoda; Chromadorea; Rhabditida; Strongylidae
Source: the annotation of a GenBank genome assembly
AUGACUGCCACUAAAACACUUCGUAACAAAGCUCUUCGAACGAUCCGUUCAGCAUCCGAUGCGGUUGCUUACUUCGAUGCUAAUCGUCGCAUUCGCGGCUAUGACAUGCAGGUUCAACGAGCUCAUGCCUUGUCCUGGAAUUGUGAUGGAACCCGACUUGCGUGUGGUUCACAGGAUCGUCGAGUUGCCGUGGGAACCGUCGAUUCCUCUUGUCGAGUGAAAUGCACUUUUGUAGGUCAGGGCCAUGAUGAUUCUGUAGAUCAG